Rosa rugosa (rugosa rose) is the source of this 2465-nucleotide messenger RNA. Its product is annotated as subtilisin-like protease SBT2.4. The transcript has 10 exons. Lineage: Eukaryota; Viridiplantae; Streptophyta; Magnoliopsida; Rosales; Rosaceae. Gene Ontology annotation, biological process: proteolysis. The record is from RefSeq and is a predicted model, not a curated record. Gene Ontology annotation, molecular function: serine-type endopeptidase activity. The coding region runs from base 1 to 2460 and encodes 819 amino acids.
AUGGCAACUGCAAGAGCCAAUAUCUUAUUGCCUUUGUUUUGUUUCAUAGCGCUUCUCCCUUCUGUGAUGUUUACUGGUUUUUCAGCAGAAGAUCGAGCUAUAUACUUGGUUUUAAUGGAAGGAGACUCACUUGCAUUCAAUGGAGGCUCUCCAUCUUCACGCCUCAACCUAAACAGUGAAAUUUCGAAGGCUCAUGCAAAGCAAUUGGAGGAUUCUCAUGAUCAACUUCUACAGAGCAAUCUUGAGACUGGAAGCUACAGCAAGCUUUACAGCUUUAAACACGUUGCAAACGGCUUUGCUGUCCAUACAACCCCUUCACAGGCUGAAAAGCUGAAAUAUGCUCCAAGAGUAAAGCUGGUUGAGAGAGAUAGAGGAGCAAAGUUGAUGACAACGUACACUCCUCGCUUCCUUGAGUUACCUGAAGGAGUAUGGACGCAAGAAGGAGGCCAACGUAAUGCUGGUGAAGGAAUUGUGAUUGGUUUUGUGGAUUCUGGCAUCAACCCUGCACAUCUAAGUUUUGCUUAUAAUCCUCUGAGCCCUUUCACCUCUAAUAUUUCUCAUUUUUCGGGUGCUUGUGAGACUGGUCCUCUAUUCCCAGCAACUUCAUGCAAUGGUAAAAUAGUUUCAGCCAAGUUUUUCUCAGCUGGGGCUCUAGCCAUUGCUACUCUCAACAGUUCAGUGGAUUUUCUUUCACCCUUUGAUGCAGAUGGACAUGGCAGUCAUGUGGCAUCGGUUGCUGCUGGAAAUGCUGGAGUUCCUGUGGUUGUGAAUGGCUUCUAUUAUGGACAAGCUAGUGGAAUGGCACCACGUGCGCGGAUUGCUGUAUAUAAAGCUGUGUAUCCUACAGUAGGAACUUUGGCAGAUGUAGUUUCUGCAAUUGAUGAAGCAAUUCGAGAUGGAGUGGAUGUCCUAGCACUCUCUGUCGGACCAGAUGAACCACCAUUGGGUAGAGUGACCUUCUUAAGCAUGUUUGAUGUGUUCAUGUUAUAUGCUCGACGAGCUGGGGUUUUUGUGGUGCAAGCAGCAGGUAAUCGAGGGCCAGACCCUUCAAGUGUAGUGUCUUACAGCCCUUGGGCGGUAGGUGUAGCUUCUUCCGGCACAGAUAGAAUUUAUCCUUCUUCUAUUGUUCUUGGAAAUGGAGCAAGAAUUGAAGGUGUGGGAUUAUCAGGACCAACUUUUGGAUAUAGGUUACUUCAACAUAGGUUGGUUUUGGCCAAGGAUGCAAUUAAUCCAAUUGGGUCAUUCCCAAGAACCCCACCCUAUGUUGAAGAGUGCCAAUUUCCACAAGCAUUGGAUCCUAGGUUAGUUAUAGGUAGUAUUGUCAUCUGCACAUUCUCGGAGGGAUUCUAUAACAGGACAUCCACCCUUAAUGCCAUCAUCAACACGGCAAGAGCUCUCGGAUUUAUGGGUUUUGUUCUUGUUGCAAAUCCAGCCUAUGGUGACUUCAUUGCAGAGCCUGUUCCUUUUGCUGUUUCUGGCAUUUUGGUCCCAAAUGUAACCAAUUCCCAGGUUAUAUUACAAUACUAUGAACAACAAACAUUCAAGGAUGAGAGCGGAUUUCCUACAAGACUUGCAGCGAGAGCAUCAAUCGGAGAAGGAAGAGCUGCUUCUUUCACGGGCCAAGCACCUAUUGUUAGCAGAUUCUCUUCGAGAGGACCAGAUUUCGUUGACAGAGACAGGAAGCCUGCUGAUGUACUAAAGCCUGAUAUUCUUGCCCCGGGCCACCAAAUCUGGGGAGCUUGGAGCCCCAUUAGUGCCUUAGAACCCUCAUUAGUGGGACAAAGUUUUGCACUACUUUCUGGUACAAGCAUGGCAACACCUCAUAUCGCUGGAAUAGCAGCACUUAUUAAGCAGUACAAUCCUUCAUGGACUCCUUCCAUGAUUGCAUCUGCGAUUUCCACCACGGCAACCAAGUAUGAUAAAAAUGGAGAACUGAUAAUGGCCGAAGGAUCCGAUAUAGGCAGUCAAUAUCCCUCCACUCCUUUUGAUUUUGGAGCUGGCUUUGUCAGUCCAAGUCAUGCCAUGGAUCCGGGUCUAGUCUUAUCUUCAGGAUAUGAAGACUACAUCAGCUUCUUGUGCUCAUUGCAUGAUACCAAUCCAAGUACAAUAAGAACUGUCACUGGAGAGUUGUGCAACAAGCCACUUGACCAUCCAGCCAAUCUGAACCUUCCUUCAGUAACAAUAUCAGCGUUGAAUGGGUCUCAAAUUGUACGAAGGGUUUUCAUGAACGUAGAGAGCAAGCCAGAGACUUACUCUAGCUCGGUGCUGCCACCAAAUGGGACAACAGUAGACAUAUCUCCUCCUUCGUUUACCAUAGCUCCACAAGGUACUCAAGAGCUAGAUAUAGAGUUCAAUGUGACCCAAGCAAUGGAUCAAUUCACCUAUGGUGAAAUCGUUCUUACAGGAAGUUUAAAUCAUAUUGUCAGGAUACCUUUAUCAGUUUUUCCAGUUUCAAUAUGAAAAAG